AUGACAAAAACAGCCCUUCUCAAAUUACUUUUAGCAAUAGUGAUUACAUUCAUUUUAAUUUUGCCGGAACAUUUCAAGACACCAAAAGGAAACAUGUUGGAUCUAUCAUGUCUGGCAACGUGUUUACAACCUAAUCUCACCUAUUCACGCUCCUCCUUAAAUUUUUCUUUUGUGACUUUUCUGCAACCAGUAAGGAAAACUCAGACCAUGAUAGCUUUUUUCCUAAAUCACUCUAACUUUCAAAACAUCACCAGGAUGUGUCAAGAUAUCACAAGUGAAUUUAAAAUGUGCUCCUCGUGUUUGGUUUGUGAGUCUAAAGGAAACAUGGAUUUUAUUUCUCAGGAACAAACAUCAAAAGUUCUUAUCCUGAGAGGAUCCACGGAAGCGACCGCAAAUGAUUUUCAUUCACCUUGUCAACAUUUUAAUUUCACGGUAGCUCCUACAGUUGACCGCUUGGAGGAAUAUAACAUUAGCUGUAAUCUAAAAACAGACACUAGAAGUUCAGCAAUCAUGGAGGAAGAUCCAACCAAGGAAAAGUCUAUAAACUAUACUUGUGGAAUUAUGAAUUAUCCAAAUAAUUGUAUACACAUUUCUUUGCACCUAGAAAUGGAUGUAAAAAAUUUCCUUUGUUCCAUGAAGAUCACUUGGUAUGUUUUAGUAGCAUUAGUUUUUACAUUUUUGCUCAUCCUCAUCAUCCACAAGAUACUUGAAGUCCAUAGGCAAGUGCGGAAGUGGCAGAGUCAUAAAUACAAAUUUUCAUCUGUUUUCUUAAGAAGAGGUGAUUCUGACAAACUCCAAACAUUGACUAUGCAGGUAAUUUCAGUAGGGACCACGCAGAGGCCCUCAACUCAGAUCAAGGAAGUGCUUUCUCCGAUACCAGAACUAGAAGUUCCUCCCACAAUGCAUCGGCACGAGCAGUAUACAUGAAUAUCCUUCUGAAGUUCUCUGGAUAGUUUGGACCAAACCCUUUUAAAGAAUACUCAUAAUUUUAUUUGGGGAGCGAGUUAACUGGUAAAUAUAUAAAUCCAGUUGAGGAUGCACAGUAGGAAAUAGCAGGAAUGCUGACCAGUUGAUGAAAACUAGCU
Molecule: messenger RNA, 1085 nt
Organism: Molossus molossus (Pallas's mastiff bat)
Lineage: Eukaryota; Metazoa; Chordata; Mammalia; Chiroptera; Molossidae
Gene: TMEM156
Product: transmembrane protein 156
Exons: 7
Coding region: 1-927 (308 amino acids)
Source: RefSeq, a predicted model, not a curated record